GUCCGCGCGCAGGAGCAUCCAUUCUGCCUCCAAUAAGCGAUCUAGAGAGACUGAAGAAGGAAUGAAAGAGACACCAGAAGAGAGUUUGGCACAACUUGGCUGAAGACUCGGAGUGUUACACAUCAACAGGGGCUGUCUGUCCCCUUAUAUGAGCAGGAGGCGCGCAUCUUCCCGGACAGCACUGUAGCAUCUCCUUGCCCUGGACCGUAUACGCGAGGAACACUUGCAAAGGGAUCGCGGAAACCUGCUAGGGUGCGCGUGCGUGCGUGCGUGCGUGCGUGCGGCGAAGCCAUGGUCCUGAACGCUUCUGACCUGGGCUGGGACGAGUCUUCAGGAGCAGAACCCCUCUCCCCUCAGGACCGGCCCGACGGCUCGUCGCCGUAUCAGGUGCCCCCGCUCACGGCGUGGGGCGUGGCCCUGUGCGUCUCGGGAACCCUCAUCACCAGCGAGAACGCCAUCGUGGUGGCCACCAUCUUGGCCACGCCGUCUCUCCGCGCCCCCGUCUUCCUGCUGCUCGCCAGCCUGGGCCUGGCCGACCUGCUGGCGGGCGUCGCUCUCAUCCUGCGCUUCCUCUUCCUGUUCUGCGUGGAGCCCAGCGACUGGUCCGAGCUGAUGACCUCAGGCCUGCUGGUGACAUCCCUGACCGCCUCGCUCUGUAGCCUGAUGGGCGUCGCCCUGGACCGAUACCUGUCCCUGAGCCACGCCCUCACCUACGGGUCCAGUCAGUCCCGGCGCAGAGCCGCUGUGCUCCUGCUGGCGGUCUGGCUGGGCGCGUGUGCCAUCGGAGCAGGACCUGUGAUGGGAUGGCACUGCCUUGGAGAGCCGACCUCCUGCUCGGUGGCGCGGCCUCUGACCCGCACAUACCUGUCGCUGCUGUGCGGUGGCUUCCUGGUGGUCGUCAUAGUAACCCUGCAAUUGUACGCGGGCAUCUGCCGCGUGGCGCGGCGGCACGCUCACGCCAUCGCCACCCAGAGGCACUUCCUGCCCGCCAACCAAUCAUAUGCAAGCAAACACAGCAGCGGGAGGGGCUUCUCGCGGCUGAUCCUGGUCCUCAGCGUGUUCGUGGGCUGUUGGAUGCCGUUCUCGCUGUGGGGGCUGCUGGGAGACGCCUCCAGCCCCCCCCUCUACACCUACGCCACCUUGGUGCCGGCGGCGGGCAGCUCCCUCCUGAACCCCAUCCUCUACAGCCUGAGGAACAAAGACAUUCGUAAGGUGCUAGUCCACGCCUGCUGCCCCCGCAGAUGCACACACAGCGCACACAUACACUACCCCGUGGACGUGUAGACUGACAGCACACGACCUAUGCCAGACGUAUCCCUACUGGUGUGCCAAGUUACACACAUUGUUGCACUGACUGUCAUUCGCAUACAGCACAUGAUGCCUCGCAUACACACACACACACACACACACUCCCACACACAGACGCAGCACUUUCAGAGAGAUGAAGUCCUUCUGCGAAUCAGAAUGUACUGAACUGUGCUGGCUGACAGCCAUCCUGGAACAGCCCUGCCACAAAGACUAAACAUACUAUCUUGUGUGUACUUUGUGCCUCAUCCGCAGUUAAUUGUAGCUCCACUGGAUCCCAAGUAUAAAACAAUCACAGGGAUGUUACUGUAUGUUUGAAUCCCCACUCAUCAAAAGUGGAUCCGAUGACCAUCUGCACUUUAAUACGAGAAGAGGAACGGGCUUCUCCCAGUGUGAUGACAUGUGACCCAAAGCCCAGUUUUAUUUACUUGAAUGUCUAGAAAAUAUGUUCUAGAUCUUUGAGAUUCUAUUUUGCACAUGCUUUUAAAGGCACUGAUGUUCAUGUUGCACAACCUUUUUGAAAUGAGUGAAUAUUUUAUACCGAUGAAUAAUAAAUAUGAUUUUUUUCUA
This is a messenger RNA of Betta splendens (Siamese fighting fish), 1875 nucleotides long. It is a transcript of the gene gpr3, whose product is annotated as G protein-coupled receptor 3. Gene Ontology annotation, cellular component: membrane. The record is from RefSeq and is a predicted model, not a curated record. The transcript is spliced from 2 exons. NCBI's taxonomy places the organism in Eukaryota, Metazoa, Chordata, Actinopteri, Anabantiformes, Osphronemidae. Gene Ontology annotation, biological process: G protein-coupled receptor signaling pathway. Gene Ontology annotation, molecular function: G protein-coupled receptor activity. The coding region runs from base 292 to 1284 and encodes 330 amino acids.